AUGAAAUUGGGCCGCAACUGCGACUGCCCGCCUACUCGAUGUGUAUCAAUCAAGACGGUCCUCCUAGGCACCCCUCUGGUGGGCCAGUUUGAACCACAUUUUCUCAAAAUCAUGCACACCUCUGUGUGUGUAUGUGUGUGUAUGUGUGUAUUCUCGAGAGGCCGACUUAAAUGGAGCACUUACGAGGGUCCAGUGGUAAUAUCCGUCUCUUUGCCCGGUACCGGAGCUUGCCCCACCCGCCAGUUGGGGCCGGCCUGCAAUCACCAUAAACUUAUUCGUCCGAACCAGCCUCCUCUAGUCCCAGUUUCACAGGCGUCCGUGGUCCAGACGAGCCUAGGCCUUCUCGGCAUGUCUCCAGACUCCAAUGUUCACGAUUCCCCCAACACCAGUUGGUCGUAUCCCCUCGUCUGGGCUCGACUCAUCCUCCUCUUGAAUGUGCAUUUCAUUUGCGAUCUCUCUCUCUUUCUCGUAAAAUCGUCUUCGUCUUCCGCCCAUUCUCCACAACGUUGGUUACCAUGUGCUGUAAACACCACCCGAGUGACCUGUGCCUCGUGA
Protopolystoma xenopodis is the source of this 555-nucleotide messenger RNA. NCBI's taxonomy places the organism in Eukaryota, Metazoa, Platyhelminthes, Monogenea, Polystomatidea, Polystomatidae. The record is from the annotation of a GenBank genome assembly.